UGCCCAUCAGGGUGGUGCCCCCAGCGAGGCAGCACGGCACCCCCAGGCUGCCCCGACACCCUAAUUUGUGUCUUCCUCUUGCUCAGGUACCCCGAUGCCCAUCAGGAUGGUGCCCCCAGCGAGGCAACGGCACCCCCAGCCUGCCCCGACACCCUAAUACGUGUCUUCUUUUUGCCCAGGUCCCCCGAUGCCCAUCGGGGUGGUGCCCCCAGCGAGGCAGCACGGCACCCCCAGCCUGCCCCGACACCCUAAUACGUGUCUUCUUUUUGCCCAGGUCCCCCGGCGCCCAUCAGGGUGGUGCCCCCAGCGAGGCAGCACGGCACCCCCAGGCUGCCCCGACACCCUAAUUUGUGUCUUCCUCUCGCCCAGGACCCCCGAUGCCCGUCAAGAUGGUGCCCCCAACGAGGCAGCACAGCAUCCCCAGGCUGCUCCGGGCCCGGACCCUCGAAGAGAAGAGCCGGACCUUGCUGGCGGUCCUGGCCGAGAGGAACCAGGCUGUGGCCCCCGUUGGGGCCUGGGUGGAGUGCGCCCCGCAAGGCGGUAACCCAGAGGAAAACCCGGCGUUUGCUUCCGCGUUUCUGAUAGAAGAGAAGCUGAAGGAGCAAGAGAAGACAAAACAGGAGACUCUGAAACGCUUCCAGGGACAGGUGAAACGCAGAGUAAAUCAGAGGAUCAAGCUGAGGUUAAAACAGCAGCUCCAAAAGGCCUGUGAAGCGGCGGAAAAAGAAGGCUCCAUGGCCCUGCAGACCUUGGCCUCAGCCCCGCUUCUGGCCUACAAGAGGAACACGUGCGUCUACCGCAGCCGUGGGCAGGCCGCCAUCUGCAGUUCCACGGCCGGCGGGCCCCCCCCGCAGCCGCCGAUCGACGAGCUAGAGGGAGACCAGGCCGGUGACACGUUGUUUCAACAGCGAGCCCGGGCUCUCAGCCAGACUAUGAGACAAGUCCGCCGCCGACUGGCAGCCUGCAAAACCUCGGGGGGCCGAGAGCAGAGUUUCCCGCCGGAGCUUCCCGGAGUCGGCUGGGAAGGGAGUCCCACCCGAGAGGAACCAAGCCCAACGCGCCAGCUGCCAUCCGGGCCGGCGGCCGAGGAGGCGGGGGACCAUUUGCCCCUGCAGGGUUUCCAGGACCUUCCCGCGGAGUUUCAGGAUCAAACCUCCCCCGGAGAGCAGACUCAUCCUGAGCCCAGAAGGGCGUCCUCCCCGAGUCGACAUCAUUCAGGGGCCAGCACCAACUCCCAACUUCCGCUGGUCCUACAGCCUGGGAAAGAGCAAGAGGAAGCCAAGAAUGAGCGUCAGAAGCAGUUCCUGCAAUACCGGCGGCUUUUCAUGGGUCUUGAGAGGGAGCAGGUGAAGGAGCGCCAGAGACUCAAGGAGCAUCAGAGGAAAAGCGAAAAGAUUAAGAAACAGAAAGAGCAGUGGCGUCAGAUGGAGGAGCAGAGGAUCCCGGGAACGCACCGCCGGGAAGACCAGCGUGCCGGAGAGGAGGCAUGUGAAACGAUGGCCCAGCUGCGGCUGGAGGAGACGAGAGGGACUAGAAAGCAGCAGAAGGACAGAGAGUACAGGAGGUACGUCGAUGCCCUGAGAGCCCAGAUGCAGGAGAGGAUCCGGCUGUACAACGUCACCUUGCCCCCGAUGUGCUGCUGCGGCUCCGACUUCUGGGACGCCCACCCGGACACGUGUGCCAACAACUGUAUUUUCUACAGAAACCACAGAGCGUACUCGCAGGCGCUCCGCUCGGUCAUCUCCUCCUGCGACGUGUCCGACCUAGGCCCGGCCGCGUGCCUCGCUGUCCGCGGUUUCGCGGCCGCCUACGGACGGUCGGCGAAGAAGCCCUAACGGCGGGCGCCGAAGCCGGUCCGACGCCUGGUCGUCCCCCUCGCCCCACCUGGGAGCAGCGGGUGGGCGGCCGCCGUGAGCGCUAGCCGUCCCCGCGGAGGGGCCGCGUCCUCCCGACGCCGGACCUCCGCCGAGCGGGGCGUCCUGGAGCCCGGAUGGAGCCGGACGGAUAACCAGGGGCUGGAUCUGGUCCCCGUUUUCCCCUCUCCCCAUUUUUAUAGUUGUAAUCCAUCCUCUCUAUUCUCUGCCCUUUUGUGCCCUUAAUCGGGAAGCGGGUCAUGGAGGACCGAUGGAUUCGGUGUCAGUUUUCCUCCUCCUUUCGGUGAUUUUAAGUCAGAGUAAAUUGGAUGAGCCGUGGGGAACGUCCUGUCUGACUGGAAGUCAGGGAAGGAGGAGGAGGAAAGGAGCUACUGCUCCCUUAUGCCUCCUUCUCCCCCCGCCGCCGUCUCCUCCUCUUCCGCUUCCUUCUCCGGGCCUGCGGAGGCCUUGCUUAGAAACUUCACCCCCCGUCUCCCUGUGAAGGAGACGCAAUAAAGACGUGCCUCCGUA
This is a messenger RNA of Ornithorhynchus anatinus (platypus), 2384 nucleotides long. It is a transcript of the gene CCDC15, whose product is annotated as coiled-coil domain containing 15. Gene Ontology annotation, cellular component: centrosome. The transcript has 11 exons. The coding region runs from base 378 to 1835 and encodes 485 amino acids. Lineage: Eukaryota; Metazoa; Chordata; Mammalia; Monotremata; Ornithorhynchidae. The record is from RefSeq and is a predicted model, not a curated record.